AUGAUUCUUAAUCAGUCUUUGUUUAACGCUACCAACCAAGCAACAAGCCACGAUCGAUCGAUCGCUAAUCGCCCUGCAGUAAAAAUCGUCCCGCAGUCAACAAAAAAAAACCGCCCCCGCACGACCUCCUCCUUCUCCCGCGCAUCCUCCCGCAGCCGCGCCGUUCGCUUUUCACCGCUGCCGCGGGUCGCCGUUCACCGCUGCCGCCGGUCGCCGGGACGGGAGCCUCCCCGCCGCGGGUCGCCGCCUCCGCCCGCGCCCUUCACCGCGCGCCGCCGGAGCCGCGGGUCGCCGCCUUCGCCCGCGCCCUUCACCGCGCGCCGCCGUAGCCGCGGGUCGCCGCCGGAGCCCGCGCCCUUCACCGCGCGCCGCCGGAGCCGCGGGUCGCCGGGAGCCUCCCUAGCCGCCGGAGCCGCCCCGCCACACUGCCACUCUGCCGGAUUCACAAGGAGCUUUUCAAGACCAAAUGCUUCCUCAAUCAAGCUGUUUGGCAACAACAAUGCCAAGGUUCAGUUCGGCAAGGAAGCCCAACAACUUUUCACAAUGACCACUAUGACAAGUAUUCUGGCUUGGUAAAACAAGAAGAUUCUGACGGUGCGGACAGAUGUUAAUAAGGAGGUUAUCUGGUCCUCUCGACUACCAGCGAGGCCAAAAAGUGUAGAUAUAUGCCUAAGUGUAUGAUAUCAUGGCAUUCACACGCUUCACUCCAUCUAAUACAUCAAACAAAGUGAGCAGUGGCGGAGCUAGACGAAAACCAUUGGGGGGCGAAACGUAAAUGACAAAGAGCUGGGGGGGGGGGAGGAUAAUUUUCACCUCAUCCUGGCCCUUCAAAAAAAAAUUCUUCAGGGUUUUCUCCAAAGUUGGGGGGGCCACGGCCCCCCUCGGCCCCAACAUAGCUCCGCCGUUGUGUAGGAGGGUGAGAAGAUUAGUCCUCAAUUAGUUUCUUGUUUUAAUUUGGCUUAACCUCUAAUGCACGUGAAUUGUGAGGUAUUUGUUGUGCGGGCAUGAUGAGGUUCUAAAGCUUUGUACCAAAUUCCAGGUUUGUGUAUUAAUGAAAUUGGUGUAAAAUUAACAGUUAUCUUCUCUGAUUUUAGAAGGGUGGAGUUCAGGUUUGUGUAGUAAUGAUAGUCAAGUUAUUCCACCUCCUCUAUCGACAAUUGGUAUUUCAUCCUUGAAGGUGUUCCUUUAGAAGGGCAGAGUUGUAGAAACACCGGAUCCCCGAUGAAGAGUCAAGUUCAGUUUGCAACUUUUCUUUCAUUUAGUGAUAUAUUGAGCCUUAGAUUUGCAUCACAGGUGAGAUAUUGAACCCUACGUAUAGUUUAGUUUAGUUUAGAUGAAUGAUGUUAAUAUUUUGAUACAUUGUUUAAGUAAGGAUUAUCAUGAAUGCUAACUGAUGAAAUCUGUGCAUCCAAGAUGGCAUAAGAUCAGACUUCACUGUAUAUAAAUGAUUGUUGUUUGCAGAGGGUGAUCAUCACGCCACUGAGGAUAGUGUCGCCGUCGGUGCCGAGGCUGAUUGUCGACCGCCCGGAUCUGGGGGCGCCGCUCAGGCCAGGCGUCCGCACCAUGAUGCUGCCAUCUUCCUACGAGUCAUUGCUAGCUGGAGUUGAUCGGUAACUGGUUGAUUUGGCCAUUAAUCGCUUACCCUGAUCUCUCCAUUUCAUAUAGGUUAGCUUGGCUAGCGUCCGUCUUGAUUAUGCAUAUAUUCGCAAGACAAAUAGGCCUACUAUAGCAUAGUCAAAAUUGGUAGCACUAUCUAGAAAAGUUGUAUAUUUUUGGUGAAGUUCUCAAGUUGUGCAUUGUGGUAGUGUCCCUGCUUCAUCUAUAACAACAUCUGCACCUCACUGCCAAGUUGCUGGUGAGCCUCAUCCACGCUAAAGAUGAGGGCGUCAAUUGGGCCUUCUCAGUUUGUUCAAAUUGCAAGUUUGACUGAUUCCCCCUCUAAUUUAGGUUGUGAGCCCCUUCGAUUAAUUCCUUGCUAUAACUCUGUAGUGACGGUAUCGAGUUUCAAGGAUUUUGGGUCCAACUCUGUAUGAAUACUGUUUCUUUGCCGCAAUUUGGUCGAUCCAAUCUAAAAAACGAGACCAGAGAGGCAAGCACCCCUCGGCAUAUUUUUAUAGGACAUACCUAGAUUUUUAUAUUAUAAUCAGAUGGACACACUGUUUGAAGUAGUCUUGCAGUAGAUAGUGUUAAGAUGUGCUAUAUGGGAUGAUAUGAACCAAAUAGCAAAAGCAUUGUUGUUGCCUAUGCUACUAAAACAAUAUGGAUACAACAUUAGCUAAAAGGCUAUUUUUAUAUUUAUUCAUCUUCAAAUCAUUCAUUUUUCUUUAACUUUUUAUUUGCUUCCUCAUUGCGUUCUUGAUUUUCAGGUAACAUAAUUGAUAUGUUUUAGCAUUCAAGGUGUAUGUUCACACAAAACUGUUUUUACAUGUCACAAUGUUUGUGAAUGGAGCAGCAACACAUUUUUUUACAUUUUAUGGGCAUAUGCCAAGAUCUCUUAUGCUCCUAAAAAGGAUCUGAUCUUGAUAUACAUGUCCUUGGCACUUUCAGAAGUAUGUAGACCAUCUCCCGGUACAUGUAGAAAUACCAAUUUCAGAAAUAUGUAAAGGGACCUUCUCUUGGUCCAUGUAAAUAGCACUUUCAGAUAUUGUAAAUGUGCAAAUAUACUUUAAAACACCUCAAUACGAUUAUAUGUUC
Messenger RNA from Triticum urartu, 2694 nucleotides. The record is from RefSeq and is a predicted model, not a curated record. NCBI's taxonomy places the organism in Eukaryota, Viridiplantae, Streptophyta, Magnoliopsida, Poales, Poaceae.